Messenger RNA from Beta vulgaris subsp. vulgaris (sugar beet), 628 nucleotides. RefSeq names its product AAA-ATPase At3g50940-like. The transcript has a single exon. The record is from RefSeq and is a predicted model, not a curated record. Lineage: Eukaryota; Viridiplantae; Streptophyta; Magnoliopsida; Caryophyllales; Amaranthaceae. The coding region runs from base 1 to 396 and encodes 131 amino acids.
AUGCUCGAACCAGCAUUGUUGCGCCCUGGUCGUAUGGAUAUGCACAUCCACAUGUCCUACCUUACUAUGGAGGGGUUCAAAAUCUUAGCCUAUAAGUAUUUCCAAGUUUCUACCAACCAUCACCUCUUUGGUGAGAUCAAAACUCUUUUGGAAACUGUAAAUGUAACUCCUGCAGAUGUAGCCGAGGAGCUUAUGAGAAGCGAAGAUACUGAUAUGGCCCUUCAAGGAGUUGUCGAGCUACUGCUUAAGAGGAAGAAACAUGUAGCUGACAUUGCUGCACGUUUGAAACUUCAUGCUGAAAAGAAUCGGAACCUAGCUGAAAAUUAUCGAAAGCACAGAGAAAAUGCAACAAUUACAGAUUCUGACGAGGAGCUUUUCGACUAUUCUGAGGAUUGAAUAUGCUGAAUUGCUGAUACAACCCUCCAAGGUGGUUAUCAAGUUGCUUGUAGACCUCAGAAACAACACUUAACAUGAAGGUGCUAAGAAAUGAGAAAAAAGUGGCUUAAUUAUGUAGGGGGAAUGUAGUAGAUCAUAAAAGCUAAUUGGUAAAUAAUGGUACCAUGGUAGAAUGUGGAUUUUUUCAUGGUUUUUCAUGAUAUAUAUUUAUCAUCGGUAUGAGACUUGAGAU